UUCAAUUUGCUUUUUCAAGUCACCUUUCUCUAUCUGAGUUUUUUUAGUCCCUCUUUGACUUUCCAUUUGUUCCUUCAAAAGUGAUUGUAUGAACAAUUCAAUAUAAAAAUAAUAGUAGUGAAUCUAUGAACAAAAAUAUGGAUAGCAUUGAUGAGAAUAGAUUUGGGAAGUUUCAAGAAAAGGGUGUUCAUUUUCUUGAAGAAUCAGCAUCCCAAAUGAAAAUGGACUGUAAUAAGGGAAAGGAAAUAGUUGUAUUUGAGGAUCAAAAUGACGAAAACAACAUAUGGGUAGAUAGAGAUUUUCUUAAGUUAAAUGAGUAUAAAGGGAAUUCCUCUAAAAGGGUAGCUGAGAAUGAGGAAAUCCAGGUAGAAAUUAGAGAAAAGAAGCUUAAAGGUGGAAUCUUGGAUCUUUCCUCUAAAAGGGGAGCUCAGAAUGAGGAAAUUUUAGUAGAAAAUAGAGGAAAGAAACUUAAAGAUGGAAUCUUGGAUCUUUCCUCUAAAAGGGUAGCUGAGAAUGAGGAAAUCCAGGUAGAAAUUAGAGAAAAGAAGCUUAAAGGUGGAAUCUUGAAUCUUUCCUCUAAAAGGGUAGCUGAGAAUGAGGAAAUUUUGGCAGAAAUUAGUGAAAAGAAGCUUAAAGGUGGAAUCUUGAAUCUUUCCUCUAAAGGGGUAGCUGAGAAUGAGGAAAUUUUGGUAGAAAUUAGUGAAAAGAAGCUUAAAGGUGGAAUCUUUGAUCUUUCCUCUAAAAGGGUAGCUGAGAAUGAGGAAAUUUUAGCAGAAUUUGUAGGUAAGAAGGCAAAAGAUGGAAUCUUGGAUCUUUCCUCUAAAGGGGUUCUUGAGAAUGAGGAAAUUUUAGCAGAAAUUACAGAUAAGAAGGCAAAAGAUGGAAUCUUGGAUCUUUCCUCUGUAGGGGUUCUUGAGAAUGAGGAAAUUUUAGCAGAAAUUACAGAUAAGAAGGCAAAAGAUGGAAUCUUGGAUCUUUCUUUGGCUUUGCCUAGUACUAGCAGUAGCAGGAGUCUACAAUCACCAGAACCAUCAAAUAACAACACAAGGAUUGGGUAUUUCAGGAAUGGUUCCUUGUCGUCGUGCUAUUCCCAUCCGUUUUCCCACAACCUUAGCUACUCACUUACACUGAGUUCAGAAGAUGAAAGUGAGUAUUCCGGGGAGGGAAUUAAUUGGUCCGAUUUUAGCCAGUUUAGGAAAGUUGAAACAGGAGAUUGUACAUUGCCAGGUCAUCCUGAUGGAAGUAGAUUAGCUCUAAGUUGUGAAAAGGUCAAUAAGGAAAUAUGUGAUAAUGAUACUGAUAGGAUCAGUAGCUCGGAUAGUAAUUCGUUUUUCCUAUUCGAGUUGCCUGCUAGACCAGUAAUUGAUGAUCAAUCAGGUGAUUUGAGAAUCCUUGGAGAAGUAGUUUCAGAGUCUGUUCCUCUUAUGGCUCAGAUUAUGCAAGAGCUUCCUGAUGAAACAGUCGAAUCAACAAAGGAAUACUUGAGAAGCCUAAUUGCAAUUCCUGAGAAUAAAGAUUUGUUGGUCAGCCUUCAGAACAGGCUUAAUGGGAGAUCUGAUCUUACCUUUGAGACUCUUUCGAAGUGUAACAAGACUCAACUGGAAAUUUUAGUUGCCAUAAAGAUGGGACUUGUAACCUUCUUAUCUUCCGAAAACCACUUUCAAGCCACUGAAUUGAUUCAGAUUUUUUCUCUUGAAAGGUGUCGAAACAUUUACUGCAAGAGAGUGUUACCUGUUGAUAAUUGUAAGUGCAGAAUUUGUUCGGAAAACAAGGGAUUCUGCAAUGUAUGUAUGUGUCAAGUAUGUUUGAACUUAGAUUAUGCCAAUGGUACUUGCAGUUGGGUAGGCUGUGAUCUAUGUGUGCACUGGUGUCAUGUUGUUUGUGCUAUACACAGAAAUCUUAUAACACCAGGUCCAAGUAUCAACGGUCCAUCUGGAACAACUGAGAUGCAAUUUCACUGUCUUGGUUGUAGUCAUUCUAGUGAAAUGUUUCGGUUUGCUAAAGAAAUGUAUAGAUGUUGUGCAAAGGACUGGGAUCAAGAAAUCCUAAUUAAAGAGCUUGACUAUGUUCAAAAGAUUUUCCAUGGGAGCGAUGAUUUUAAAGGUAAGGAGUUGCAUGCUAUAACUUAUGGACUGCGGAACAAGCUAGAGAAAAAGAUGGUCUCUCCUUCAGACGCCUGCAAUUUCAUCUUUCAGUUUUUUAAAUACACGGAUGGCUUGUCACAUUUUCUUUCAUCCAGUUUUCCCGCGUCUAUCAUGAGCUCUUCGAGUAGAAGAAAAACUAUGAUUACUCUUGAUCAUCAUCAUCAAAGUGAUGCCAAGAAUCCCUCUAAGUCUGAUAAAAUGAUCGAGGACGAAUGUUCAGCCAUAAAAGAAAUAUGAGCUUUCCAAGUGAAAGAAGAAAUAUGAUACUUAGCAAAACAUUGUGAAGAAUGAGGAUCAAAGAAUUGCAAGAAACACUGAUUUUCUAAUAUGUUACUUUGAACAAUAUGAGUAUCACAAACCUUAAAGGUAGAUAACAUGA
Molecule: messenger RNA, 2523 nt
Organism: Solanum tuberosum (potato)
Lineage: Eukaryota; Viridiplantae; Streptophyta; Magnoliopsida; Solanales; Solanaceae
Product: protein OBERON 3-like
Exons: 2
Coding region: 126-2381 (751 amino acids)
Biological process (GO): root meristem specification; maintenance of shoot apical meristem identity; maintenance of root meristem identity
Cellular component (GO): nucleus
Source: RefSeq, a predicted model, not a curated record